Oreochromis aureus is the source of this 1293-nucleotide messenger RNA. RefSeq names its product four and a half LIM domains 5 (gene fhl5). The record is from RefSeq and is a predicted model, not a curated record. The coding region runs from base 106 to 951 and encodes 281 amino acids. Lineage: Eukaryota; Metazoa; Chordata; Actinopteri; Cichliformes; Cichlidae. Gene Ontology annotation, molecular function: transcription coregulator activity. Gene Ontology annotation, cellular component: nucleus; Z disc. The transcript is spliced from 6 exons.
CCUGCCUGACCCCUUUUCAUCCCUGCCCCAUCCCUGUGCCUCUGCAGUCCCUGGCUUCAGUCUCAUCCUCACCCUGAAUCAACUGAGCUAAGAAAAGCAAAUAAGAUGCCCACCAGCGAGCGUUUAGACUGCCAUUACUGCAAAGACUCCCUGCUGGGGAAGAAGUACAUAAUGAAAGAGGACACGCAGUACUGCACUAAGUGCUACGAGAACUUGUUCGCUAACAACUGCGAGGCAUGCUCCUUACCAAUUGGCUGUAACUGCAAGGAUCUCUCCUAUAAGGAUCGUCACUGGCACGAGCAGUGCUUCAAGUGUGGCAAGUGCAGCCGCUCUCUAGUGGAAAAGGCCUUUGCAGCCAAGGAUGAUUUGUUGCUCUGCACUGAGUGCCAUGCACAGGAUUACUCCUCCAAGUGUACCACCUGCAAGAAAACCAUCAUGCCAGGUUCCCGCAAAAUGGAAUACAAGGGGAACAGCUGGCAUGAGACCUGCUUCCUGUGUCACCGCUGCCAGCAGCCAAUAGGAACCAAGUCCUUCAUCCCUAAAGACACCGGUUACUUCUGUGUGGCCUGCUUCGAGAAGCAGUUUGCAUACCAGUGCUCCGCUUGUAAGAAGGCCAUCACAACAGGUGGGGUGACCUACCAAGAGAAGCCCUGGCACCGCGAGUGUUUUCUGUGCAUUGGAUGCAGAAAGCAGUUGUCAGGCCAGCGCUUCACCACCAGAGAAAAUUACCCCUACUGCCUGGAGUGCUUCAGCAACCUAUACGCAAAGAAGUGUGUGGGCUGCACCAAGCCCAUUACUAGUCUGGCAGGAGCCAAGUACAUCUCCUUUGAGGAACGCCAGUGGCACAGCGAGUGUUUCACCUGCAUGCAGUGCUCUGUGUCACUGGUGGGACGUGGCUUCCUCACCCAGCGUGACAACAUUUUGUGCACUGACUGCGGGAGGGACAAAUGACCUUUACAUGCCAGGAUCACAGCUCUACCCAAAUGACAACAACGCCUGCUUUCUGAUAGAAAUACUGUGGAUCUAUGAAAGUCUCCCACAAGAAUGCCUUGCACAAAAAAACCCCCAAAGUGUCAUUAUUUUGCUGUGUUUAAUUUUUUUAAAAAAGAAGACAUUAUGUCUUGUAUGUCACUCACACACACCCACACACAGAUUUUAAAGUUACUCUGGCAUGUAUGUUUUUCUUGAUGACAAAACAAUCAUUAGCUGUCUGAUGCAGUUUAUUGUACAUCUGUUGUGCCUAGAUAAAAAUGUAUCCACUAAAGAAACAAUAAAUGAUGCAUGAUUUUUGGA